This is a messenger RNA of Poecilia reticulata (guppy), 3195 nucleotides long. RefSeq names its product somatostatin receptor type 5-like. Gene Ontology annotation, biological process: regulation of insulin secretion; cellular response to glucocorticoid stimulus; neuropeptide signaling pathway. Gene Ontology annotation, molecular function: somatostatin receptor activity; neuropeptide binding. Lineage: Eukaryota; Metazoa; Chordata; Actinopteri; Cyprinodontiformes; Poeciliidae. Gene Ontology annotation, cellular component: plasma membrane; neuron projection. The record is from RefSeq and is a predicted model, not a curated record.
UGAUGUCCUAUUUUUUUCAUGACUAUAUUUUUUUGAUAACGUUAGAUACUUGGAAAUCAUAUUAGCUUACUGGAACUGUAAAAAGCUGAUAUUUCAUACUUGACAGCCAUAAAACAAGGUAAACAGUUUUUAAAAUCCAUUUAGCUUCUUAUCUUUUUAAAAGGACAUCGUAAUUUCGGAAACACAUUGCUCUUCAUUGAUAAUGUUACUGCUAACAUAAAUAACACAUUAAACACUCCAAAUAUCAAACCAUUUCCCACGUUUUUGUUUUAUAUCUUUCUCUCCUUUAUUGACAUUUGGUCCAUAUAGAGUGCCAUUAAAACGGUUUAACUGAUGCCAUUCUUCUAAAAGUGCAAUGUCCUUUUAUAAGAAAUUGCAUGUUGGCUGCGUUCCCAGACAGUUCACUGGAAAGUUUCUCUCCUCUCUUGGUAAAUAUGGGCCCCUUGCCCAGAGAUUACCAUACACACCUGUGUUGUGUCGAGUGUGCAUAGUGCAGAAGUUUGACAUAGCAAUUGUUCUCUGAACUAGGAAUUCACAGAAUACUCAAAAGAGUCAGAACGUUAUGAAUUGUUCCUUCUAGGUAAUGGCUGCCAUUGAAGCAUAAAUAACAACUGCACAUGUUGUGUACAUGUCUUUUCUCUCUUAAGAUAAUCCACCAUAAAMUGAUGGACAUCGGCAGCUCCUUCUUCAACAUGACCAACURCAAUGAGACAAUAAUGUCAGAGAAUWCCAGCAGCACCAAUGGUUCAGACACAACCCCACCAAUGCCCUUCAGUGAGGUUACUGCAGUAAUCUACACGACUGUCUUCRUAGUGGGAUUCUUGGGUAAUGCAUUAGUUAUCUAUGUYGUUGCCCGCUACACCAAAAUGAAGACAGUGACCAACAUGUACAUCCUGAAUUUAGCCGUGGCGGACGAACUCUACAUCAUGGGGAUCCCUUUAAUGGGGACCAACAGUGCGCUGUCCUUCUGGCCAUUUGGCAAUUUCCUCUGCAAGGUUUCCAUGACUGCUGAUGGCAUGUGCCAGUUUGCCUCCACCUUCUGCCUGACGCUGAUGAGCAUUGACCGCUUCCUCGCUGUGGUUUAUCCUAUUCGCAGUGCCAGGUGGCGAAAGCCCCGAGUGGCCAAAAUUUUGAAUGGCCUGGUGUGGGUCAUUUCAUUCCUGAUGGCRGUGCCGCUCACCAUAUUCUCGGGUGUGCAGGAUAAGUUCAACACCUGCAACAUAAGCUGGCCGGAGCCUUCAGAGACGUGGUCACUUGCUUUUAUCCUCUACACAUCCAUCCUGGGCUUCUUCGGCCCUCUGAUUGUCAUCACCCUCUGCUAUCUAAUUAUUGUUAUCAAGGUGAAAUCUGCAGGUGUAAGAGCAGGCCUGACAAGGCGGCGCAAGUCAGAACGCAAGGUGACGCGCAUGGUGGUGAUCAUCGUGAUGGUCUUUAUGCUUUGUUGGCUUCCCUUUUUCACCAUCAACAUUGUCAACCUGUUUUAUGUCAUACCUGAGAGCAAAUUCACUGCUGAACUCUACUUUUCCCUGGUCAUCCUCACCUACGUCAACUCCUGCGCCAACCCAGUCCUCUACGGUUUCCUCUCGGACAAAUUCAACCAGAGCUUUAAGAAAGUGCUUUGCUUCUGCAAGCAGGUGACUACUGCAACUACGGACCUAGUAGAGAGCAGACAGAAUGGCAGUAAGUCCAUCCAGAUGGAGGUUGUAAGGAACCCCGAUAUUGAGCCUUUCACCUCAAAACCUGCAACGGAUUCCCAGUAAUUUCUGUCUUGUUGCUGAUCCAAGUUGUGCACUAGUGGACCACAGGGCAUUCUGACAUUUUACCCAUGGGACUUCAUACUGACGUGGAAUUUCCUGACUUUAUUUCGGAUUGCCCUGUUUUUCACUCUCACAUCUCUGCAGAGACUCACUGAACUGAGGACAGUUUUUUUUUUUACCAAUCACUGCAUUUUUUUUUUGUUACGUCUUUGUAAACUGCAAUGGACUGUGAGCAUUUUUUUGUUGUAAUAUAAGAUAUUUACAAGACUGUCAAGUAACUUUAAUCCCUUUAGACUUCUUUUUUUUAUUGUUUUGUUUUUAUGGUCUGUUUUUAAGAAGAUAAUGCCUUUGUUUUAGUUUGCUGUCUAWACCAUUUGUUUUGGCUUUAUAUUUAGAAUGACUGUUAUUUAGCACUGAAAGACAUCUUGAAAGGAUGUGUUAUGCUACAUGGCUCRCCACUAGGUGACCAAAUCAUUAUAGUUUGAUUUAUUUACUGGCAAGAAUCAACUGAUCGGUGGUACUCUAAGUGACUAAAAUGGACAACUGUGACAGAAGUAUCAAUGYCCUUAUAUAAAACCCAGAAGAAAAAGUUUGAACGAUCAACUGCAUGACGACUUGUUGACCGUUAUGCUUUGACAAGAUUUUGACAAGGUUCAGUCAUCUCCCCCUAAAAGGCAGCAGCACUCACCCAAACAAGGAGCCUUCUCUGCCCACUGGGCAGCUGCAAGCCUCCUUCCUCCAUAAACUCUGAUUGGACUGGAUCUGAAGGCAUCUGUUGGGAGCAAACCCRGCCCCAAUAGACUUCACAACAAUCUGGUACCAGACAUUCCAGGACACCACCAGAUGUUGUUUGUGCACAUUUUGACUUGACAAAACUUUUGUUUUAUUAGCAAAGGAAGAUCCUGCAGAUCAUAUUCUCAUGAAUAGCUGAUUGAUGCCAGCUAUUGUUAAAUGUCUUAUGUUGUCUAGUUCUCUGUUUGUAAUGUUUGCAGUAUUUUGUUGCAACAGUGAGAGAGAAAACUGACCUCCUGGCUGCCWUUGUAGGGGGCCUCAUUCUAGGGUUUUAUGUUGACUUGCUAAUUUUUUACACAUGUUUUGUAAUGUGAAAAAUGUCUUGUAAGAAGACAGCCAAUUGUUUUUUUUUUUCUCUAUCUCUCUCUUUGGCUUACCUCCAGUUUAUGCAGUAMGGGUGGGAUGGUCAGUAUGACAUAAACAUAUUUUGUUUUUAUCUGGUUUUUCUACUACAUUUCCUCACAGGUGUAUCCUGAGCCCAACAAAAUGUUAACAAUGCUUAUAAGAUAUUUGAAUUUGUUUGAGAAACUAACCAAGUAGUUUCUUGUCAUUUAGUCUUGUCGAUUAAAUGACAAGACACAUUACAUUUAUAUGUAUUGGUGAAAAUGUGAAUUCUGAAAUAAAAGGUCAUUCUGAAUYGAUCAUA